Molecule: messenger RNA, 708 nt
Organism: Diversispora eburnea
Lineage: Eukaryota; Fungi; Glomeromycota; Glomeromycetes; Diversisporales; Diversisporaceae
Source: the annotation of a GenBank genome assembly
AUGAAAUCAUCUAUCAUUAUCCUUCUUAUUAUUUUCGUUGCUUUAUUUUCUCUUGACUUUAUUGAAGCUGAGGUAGAAUCACCUAAUAAAUAUGACUCUCCUGAACCAGUUGGGAAGUGUAAAUCAGCAGUCGUCACAGCUAUUGGAACACAAAACUCAAACGGAUCAUGUUCCAGUCAAAUUCUAGGUGAUUUACCAUCAAAAUCAAAAAUGGUUUCCGUUAUCAUCGUGAAUCCCGAGAAUGGUGCUUCAAUCGCUGCCAAUGAAAAAUUCAAAAUUAGAAUUGAGGUUUCCAACUUAAAAACUGGUUUCUUCGCUGAUCCUGAUACUGAUUUCACCGAUGUAUCACAAACAACUACAGAUGACGGAAUUAUCAAAGGACAUGUUCAUGUUACCAUUCAAGAAUUGAAUGGAAAUGUAAUCCCUAAUCCAUCUGAAUAUAAGUUUUUCAAAGGUAUGGAUGAUGCAGCUGAUGAUAAGGGAGGAUUAGAGACGGAAGUUUCUGGUUUAUCCUCAGGAUUUUAUCGUCUUUGUACGUUGGCCGCAUCCGAAGGUCAUCAACCUGUUGUUAUGCCUGUCCUUCAACGUGGAUCUCAAGAUGAUUGCAUCCGUUUCUCUGUCACUGGAGAUGAUGGAUCAUCUAAUGUAGUAAUAUGGAAAUGGAAUGAAAGAGUAUUUAAUAUUGAACAUUAUGUCAGAGUAGAAUAG